Drechmeria coniospora is the source of this 1089-nucleotide messenger RNA. Its product is annotated as lactonohydrolase. NCBI's taxonomy places the organism in Eukaryota, Fungi, Ascomycota, Sordariomycetes, Hypocreales, Ophiocordycipitaceae. The record is from RefSeq and is a predicted model, not a curated record. The transcript has a single exon. The coding region runs from base 1 to 1089 and encodes 362 amino acids.
AUGUCGCACAUUGUGAGCGUCAGCUUGCCCUCCUUGGCCGUCGAUGCCGGCUACUUCGCCAAGCUGCCCGAGACCAACAUCACCAAGCCGGCCAUCUCGCUGCUCGCCUACCACAACGACUUUCGCGCCGUCCUGGGAUGCAACGCGACGGCGCGCAAGGUCUGGGACCUGCCCUGGGCGGCCUUUCACGAGGGCGGCCUGUACAACAAAAAGGACAACUCGCUCUACAUCACGUCCAACUACGAGAGCCUGACGGACAACAUCAACGUCACGGUCGUGUCGCUCGACUCGGAUAGCUAUCCCCUCCGCAGCACGCAGUUUCCGCUGCUCGCCAUGGCCAACGGGGGCACCAACUACUACCCGCCCGGGGCCGAUCGCCGACAGAUGCGGCCGCUGCAGGUCUACUGCGACCAGGGCGACAUGAGCAGCCGGUCGCAGCUCCUGGCCGUCGACGCGAACAGGAACACGUCGACGCCGCUGCUGACCAACUUUCUCGGCCGCAACUUUUCCUCGCUCAACGACGUGCGGCAGCAUCCCGUCACCGGCGACCUCUGGUUCACCGACACCGACUACGGCCACGUGCAAAAGUUCCGACCGAAGCCGGUGCUCCCGAAGCAGGUCUACCGCUUCGAGCCGGCGACGGGCGUCAUCCAGGUCGUGGCCGACGGCUUCGUCGAACCCAACGGCAUCGAGUUCUCGCCCGACCUCAAGACGGUCUACAUAUCCGACACGGGCAGCCAGCAGGCCGAGUUCGACCCGAGGGGCCCGUCGACCAUCUACGCCUUCGACGUCGUCGACGGAAAGCGGCUGGCCAACCGGCGGACCUUUGCCUGGGCCGACAUCGGGCUCCCGGACGGCAUGCACUGCGACACCAACGGCAACCUCUGGGUGUCGUGCGGCGACGGCGUCCACGUCUGGAACCCGCAGGGCAUCCUGCUCGGCAAGAUCUUUGUCGGCGAGACGAGCAACAACCUCGCCUUUGCGCCGGGCAAGAUCUUUGUCUUUUCCAACAAGCGCAUGUGGGUCGUCGAGAACGUCGCGGCCCAAGGACGGGAGGUGUGCCAGGACUUUGGCGUCGGAUGCCACUGA